AUGGGAUCCCCGAGCAGCCGGGGCAGGGCAGGAUCGCGCUCCUUGGCCCCUCACCCACAGCAGGGACGUCCCAGGAACACCGUCCCCAGCAGCUCUGCCCCACAGCUCGCCCCACAGCUCGCCACACCCGUCUCCAACCGCGGCACCGGAGUCACCCACCCGUAUCCCCUCCAGGCGCGCAAGGACCCGGAGGAGCUGCCCACCCCCACCUACCUCAACAUCCAGGAGCUGCGGGAAGAAGUCGCAGCCGCUGACUCGGCCCCAGAGGAGCCCGGCAGCUCUGUGUUGGACUGGGAAACCCACACGGAUACGGACAGUGGACAUUUGUUUUAUUAUAACCCGGUGACGGGCGAGACCACGUGGGACUGUCCCUUUGGGCAGGCAGAAGAUGGAGUGAGUCCCGUCGCCUCUCCCGCCUCCUCGCUCGCCCACAGCCCGGAGUUUCCCGAGUGGGAACAGUACAUGGAUGAAGCCAGCGGACAGGCUUUUUUCUAUAAUUCGGUAACAGGUGAGACGUCGUGGGACCCCCCCAACACGGGACACAGAGGCAGCUCCGGGGAUAUGUACCCUGGGGUGACACGGUACAGUCCCAUGGAGCAGAGGGUGAGCACCCAGAGGGGCACGGGAGGAAAGCCUGCAAACCCCCUGCAGAGCAGGGCCCCGAUGUCCCCAUCACCUCCGGCUGGGUGCCAGAGGUGCCACCCUGUCCCCUUGCUCCCACAGCGGCACCCCAGCACUCUGACCACCCCCGAGCACACGGUGGAGCUGCGCGGGGCCACCCUUGCCUGGGCCGGCAAGGACAAGUCCAGCAAGAAGCACGUCCUGGAGCUGAAGACACGAGAGGGCUCGGAGUUCCUCAUCCAGCACGAUUCGGAGCAGAUCAUCGCUGCCUGGCAGAAGGCGAUCGCCGACAGCAUCGGCAGGCUGGGCACCGACCUCCCUGGCGAGGAAGAUGCCGAAAGCGGGGCUGAGUUUGGCUCCCGGGAGAAGCUGGGGGGCAGCGAGGAGAAGAGGGCAGCGGCCGGGCAGGCAAUGGGCAGUGCCAGCGAGAGCGACUCCAGCAAAGUCCGGAACAAACUCCGCAAGUUCCUGCAGAGGCGGCCAACGCUGCAGUCCCUGCGCGAGCGGGGCUACAUCAAGGAUCAGGUUUUCGGCUGCUCCCUUCAAGCGUUGUGCGAGCGUGAGCGGGGGACGGUGCCGCGCUUUGUCCUGCAGUGCAUCCAGACCGUGGAGAGGAGAGGCCUGGACAUCGACGGGCUGUACCGGGUCAGCGGCAACCUGGCCACCGUCCAGAAACUGCGCUACAAAGUGGAACACGACGAGCACCUGGACCUGGAUGACGGGCGCUGGGAGGACAUCCACGUUGUCACCGGGGCGCUGAAGCUUUUCUUCCGGGAGCUGCCGGAGCCACUUGUCCCCUUCAGCCACUUCGACAAGUUCAUUGCUGCCAUCAAGAUGCAGGACCCGACCAGGCGUGGCCGGUGCAUCCGUGACCUGGUGUUCUCCCUCCCGCCUGCCCACCAUGACACCAUGAAGGUCCUGUUCCGCCACCUCUGCAGGGUUAUCGAGUACAAGGAGGAGAACCGCAUGUCAGUGCAGAGCAUCGCCAUCGUCUUUGGCCCCACGCUGCUGCGGCCAGCGAGCGAGGAGGGGAACAUGGCCAUGCACAUGGUCUUCCAGAACCAGGUGGUGGAGCACAUCCUCAACCAGUACAGCUACAUCUUCCCCGACGGCUAAAACCCCCCAGGGACAGACAUGGGGACAAGCCCAGCAGUGGGGAUAUGAAGGAGCAGCGUCUCGAGGGAAGGACUUGGCCGUGUGUCACCUUGGACGAUGGGUGGUGGCAAUCGCGGGCUCGAUGAAGGGCGGCACAGUGGCCUGGCUCGAGGGAUGGGUGCGGGAGCUGAGGGCACCCCAAGCACCCCGUCCUGCUCUGCCACCCGCUCCGGCUGGGGCCGGAUCCACGGAGGUUGAGCCCCAGGGGGUGGGUGGGGUUUCGGGGGGUCCCCAUCGGUCAAGAGGGGACAAUGGAGCCCUGCGGUCCCCAGCUGGCCAAGGCCAGUGGCACAGACCCCGGGAUGAGAGGACGGAGGACAGGCAGUGCCUGCGGGGACGGUGCCGCUGGCAGGAAGGACAGGGAGGAGCCGGGCUGUGCCGCGGCCGGAGCCCGCCGCCAUGUUCCUGAAUAAAGAGCCCGUUCAGCCGCGA
Molecule: messenger RNA, 2208 nt
Organism: Athene cunicularia (burrowing owl)
Lineage: Eukaryota; Metazoa; Chordata; Aves; Strigiformes; Strigidae
Gene: ARHGAP27
Product: Rho GTPase activating protein 27
Exons: 10
Coding region: 1-1737 (578 amino acids)
Biological process (GO): signal transduction; regulation of GTPase activity
Cellular component (GO): cytoplasm
Molecular function (GO): protein binding
Source: RefSeq, a predicted model, not a curated record